Podarcis lilfordi (Lilford's wall lizard) is the source of this 5123-nucleotide messenger RNA. The record is from the annotation of a GenBank genome assembly. Lineage: Eukaryota; Metazoa; Chordata; Lepidosauria; Squamata; Lacertidae.
AUGGGUUCUGCCCUUCAUCUAAAAAAGAGAAUUUGGUAUUUUUUCCAGUAUGAACUUACCGGAAAUAUUUUUUUGCUGCUAGCUGAGGAAAGAAAUUUCGGCUAUAAUCAGGUAAGAAAAUUUCAUCUCCUGUUGCAAUGAUUAUGUACACAAACUUGUUUAAGUAUCGCUCAUUAUAUGCUGGGGAUGGAAAAAUAAAUGUUAUAGUAAUGGGCAAAACAUGCAAUUCUCAAGUAAUUACUACUUGUUUUAUCAUAAAUCAUCAUAAAAAGAUAACAGGAUUGCACAGGAGUAAUGGGAAAUAAUAGGAACAGAGUAAGGACCACAAAGCCCUAAACAGGUGUAUAUGUUCAGGGGACAGGAUACAGAGAUGUGGAAGGUGUGGAAAUUGCUGCAGUUCGUAUGUCUGUUUGGCUUCUUUAUUACUUAUUGAAUUUAUAUACCGCCCUAUACCCUGAGGUCUGAAACCUAAAUCAGUCAAGUGAAUGCAAUUGGUAUAUUGUUUGUUUCCCAAUUAAAAUUAAUAAGUUUGAUACUUCCUUUGCACAGUUUGAUUCUUUCUUUAUGUAUUUAUUUUAACUGUUUAGCUAAAUUUGUAUACCUCUUAACUGCAAAAAAAAAAAAUGAACAAAAAAACCCACUGUGAUUGCUGUAGUUUAAUGAUGCUAGUAGCUGAAUGAUGCAGGAAGAAGGAUAGAGAAGGAAGGGGAAGGGGACAAAGGGGGGAUGCUGAAAGCUUGGGGGGCAUGUAUUUAAAGGAGGUUGCUGAAGGAAAGUAUGCGAAAGGCUCUAAUCAGUGAACAGUUUGAUUGCAUAGUUGAAUGACAAAAUAAUGGAUCUAGCCCUAAAGAAGCCAACCUCCUUCCAAAUAAUGUGUCCCAUCCCUCCACUGUUCCCCUCUCCCCAAAAGGUAGGGUGGGUGUCACCAGCGUUUGUCCAUCACAUUCAGUGCUUUUCCCCCUAGAAAAAUAGAUGCCGGUACUCACCAUGAAGUUGUUACAGUACAUAUCACACUUUUUAACAAAGAGGGGGGUGCUGGUACUGUGUACCCUUGAGUACCUCCUGAAAAAUAGCACUGAUCAUGUCUGAUUUCCUCUUGAUGAGGCUGGUGGCAACCUUCAAAAGUCAGCAGAAGGAUGGACUCUUUCCUUUCCCCUGCACUUGGUACUGUAUUUGGCAUGUUGGUGGUCUCUGCUUAGAAUACUGUCAGUGAAUACGGGUGUGUGGGAGAUGUGGGGGUUUCAUCUGAAUGGGCUGUAGGAAGUGUGUGGGUCACAUCUGAAUGCAGAUCUGGACCAUCUUGUAGGCAGCCAUUUCCAUGUUUGCCUGCUUGGAAAGUAAGAUGGGUCCAAGGGUGGGAAGAAGAGGUUGGCAGAGGUUUGUGGCUGAGGGCAUAGCUGUCAAGUGUCCCUUAUUUGAAGGGACAGUCCCUUAUUCCAGUGCCAUGUCCCUUAUUGAUGGAUGUCCCUUAAAUGAUGUCCCUUAAAUUUCAAAGGAAACAGCUCCUCUCCCUCCCUCCCUCCCUCCCUGCCGGCCAGGGAGGAGGGAGGCUCCAACUGUGUUGCUUGGCUGUGUUGCUCACCCAAUAAGAAGUCUAAGAACGACUGGGGGGUGGAGCUUGCAUGCCUUGUGUGUGGCUAGUUAAUGCAAGCUGAGGGGGUUUUUGAAUGCUGGACGCCAUUUUGUUGCACGUGCUGCUGCAAACUUUGCAGUGCAAAGCCAGGCUGGAGAGCCAUCUUAAGUUGAGGCUGCAUAGGCCUUGUGGUGCAUGUGAUUCAGAUUCUAUUCAGUUGAACCUCUGGUUACAAAGUUGGUUGGACAGUGUUCUCGAAGCUACCAGCAUGAGUUUGACCAGACUGCAGGAGGACAGGAAGACUGGAGUGCCUGGAACAGGUGAGGCUGCAGGUCCCUUAUUUUGGCUGCUGGUCCCUUAUUUUCAAAUCUGUAAGUUGACAGCUAUGGCUGAGGGGUGGGGAGUGUUGAAUGUGAGUAAGGGAGAAGAAUCUGCACAAUGUCUUCAGCUUCAUGAUUUAUCUUUCCCAUUUAAUUUUAACAUUUCUCUUCCCACCCCCUCUGAAAGCUGGAUGGCUAAUAUUGGGACCCUGCAGGGGGACCACUAAUUGAUGGGCCAUUAGCUGCUUCAUUUACUCUGAAGGAAGGAAGAAUGGCGACCCACUAAGAACAUUUAGAUACUUUAAAAGUGUGAAAGACUGUGGUCUUAAUUGACCAUAACAGGCACUCUAUCAGGAAAAGCAUAGAAUACACUGAAAUAAAUGGUGUGAAAUCAUGUAGCAAUAGUGACAAUAAUUACAACAAAAAUAUGAAAAAAAUUCACCAUAGUAGACAACAAAAGAAAUAAUUAUGUAUUUGGUGGAAUCUGACUUGCAAAAGAACAGAAUUGGCUCUGGUUUUAUAGAUACAGAACAGACGGGACAUUGCUAACUUCAUUCUUCCCUAGCAGGAUGGAACAAAGACAUGACUGAAACCAUAGAGCAAAGCAAUGUUGAAAAGGAAGCCAUUCUGUAGCAUAUAUGCUGUUUGGCCAUUUGCAUCUUUGGUAUUAUGUUCCCCAGGUCAUCAAGGAAGCAAUAGGAGGGUUCCCCAGAUCUGCACAGACUGAAUGCCUCAAGCAAUCAUCAGUUUGGCUUUCCAGUCCUACCAGCAGACAACCGAGCAAAUCCACUAGAAGAAUGUGACUUCUCCCCUUCUCCUUCUCUCAUUUGCCCCAAAUUGGUUCAUGGGGGUUGGGAUAACCCCUGGAAUAGCACACAAGGGGGGGACAAGGCAGCUCAUUCCAUUAGACAAGCAGCAAUGGAUCAAUCAGUACCCUUUUCUACUUCCCUCUAUGAAACCAUCCAUUGGCCCCCAUUAAUCUGGUCCUUUCUCAUCUAUGGCCAUGUCAGCAAUCCAUGGGAGCCUGGCCUACGACUAUUCCUUUAUGAUGCAUACAGGCAUUUUUAGGAAUGGGGAAAAUCUGCUCCUUAACUCCCUGCAUGAUGACCUCCUUUUCCCUGGGGAUGUUUUCCCCACCAAUGAGUAGCGAUUCUUUUCCUAGCGCUUCAUUUAUCAGAAAAGUCUGAGAAGGUAAGAACUGCUCACCAUAAGGAUCAACAUAUGAAUUUAGAUUCUCGAAUCGUGUAGUGUCUAUCUGCCGAGUUAAAUUCAGAUCAUAUUCAGGCUCCAUGGUAUAUGACCAGCCACAGUAUGCUCGGUAUUGAUGGUGCAAGUUCUACAGCAAAACAGACAGAAGUGAGUUCUGUGUACACCUAUGACUUCACACAUAGCACAUGUCAUAUCUUAAGAACUUGAAGUCCUAUCAAAUGGAGGACAGUCACGAGAUCUAGCAGGGCCAAGCUGAUAAAAUUCCAAACAAGACAUGCAAUUACAUUAUAGCAGCAACAUUCAUUAUGAGGUCUACCUGAAACUUCUACUGAUAUCUUUGAGGUGCUAUGUAAAAGCUUACCCUCUUUUAGUGUACUAAAAUUUUGUUUGCUGUAUAUGGGCUCCCUAACAUUUCUAUCACUGUUAUGGAGGGGUUGUUCCAUGUAUACUUUAUGCAUUUUAUGUUGUUGUGUAAAUGUGUUUAUAUUUUAAUGUAUUUUACGUACGCUUUUAAAUAUGCUACAAAUGGCUCGGAGACUUUUUAUGUAUCUAGUGACCAAGAGCUCAUCCACACUUACCUUUUGCCUUGUGCUUUCUAGUCAUAGGUCCAUGCUAUAAAGUGCCUGAGCACUUCCCCCGCCCCCCCCCACGAAAACCCACUCUUUAAUGCUGAAUCAGGACAAACAGCAAUUUGGGUUUUCUGUGGAUUGGCAUUUGCUUCAAUUCAGUAGUAAAAAAAGGGUUUUCCCAGGGAAGUUUGGGGCAAAAAAAGAAGGAUGAAAAGUGCUUGCACAUGGUGCUUUAAAGACUGCACCUGUACCUAGAAAAAUGGCACAAAAGGAAGUCUGGAUGAGCCCCAACAAAUCUCUAUAUUAGUUUAUCUCAUGGCUUUCUGGUUAUUUAUUUGGGUUAAGUUGACAACUACCUCUUUCCAUCCCACUGAUAGGCCAGAAUAUUCAGAAAAUUUCAGUAUGACAUCUUAAUGUGGAUAUUUGUACCCAGGGCUCUCAAGUGGAUGCCAUUGCCAUUUUAAGAGACCAAAGGAGGCAUUCAUGGUGAAUUUCAGCAUCUCUUUUUCUAGAAAAAUAGCACUGUUUGUACCUAACCUGCUGGUCAUUGUACUCAGCUUUGUCUACAUGGCAUCUCCCUGACAUUUAUUGUGUAGCCAUUCUUACUAUUGUUGGAUUGUACACAAUCCCUGUUGCUCUAAUUCUUGAAACCACCCAGGUCACCCUGCAUAAUAGCCAGGAUUGUGGAAUUUAAUUUUCUAAUUCCACAAUCAUGGCUAUUGUGGAAAGUUUUCUUCCUCCCCUCGCUCAGUAACCUGAUGUCUGAGUUCAUGAAGCAAUGUUUGGGGUCAGAUGAUUUGAGGGACAGUCUUCACUCAUGAGUCUGCCCAUCUCCUAAAAUUAUUGAAGGCCUUACUUGCUGUCCCUUUGUCUUCAGCAGUGUGGUUGAUGAGGACACAGGACAGGGCCUUUUCAAUAGCGAUGCACCGUGCUGAGAAUGUGGAGUACCCUUCCUCAGGUGUAUGGUUCUCUCUCUCUCUCUCUCUCUCUCUUAGCCUUCUAGUAAAUAUAUUUUAAUUUUUCCAGAUUUGGGAGAAAGCUGCAUUUUGCUGUUUUUGAACCCCCAGUUCUUUGGGAAAAUAUUCUGAUUGUCUUGUAUUUAUCUAUAUUUAUACUUAUCUAGAAAUCUAGUUCAGGGCCACAUUAGGGGCUUUUUAUUAGACAGGUAGGGUACAUUCCUUAUAAAUAGUGUGUGUGUGUGUGUGUGUGUGUGUGUGUGUGUGUGUGUGUAGUCUUCAAGAUCUCUAUAAGCUUCAGCCUGCAGCUGAGUUAGAGGUUGUGAAGGGUAUCCUACACAGCCUAUCAAAUGUAAGGGACUGCAUUGAUUUUUCUUGUGUUUUAAUGCUGCUUUGUGAGCAUCCUUGGACAUUUUAUUAUUUUAUUUAUUUUUCUUUUCAGGAGACCCCCAUUCCCCCCACAGAACAUUUUAUUGAAAAGGUGGUAUAUACAUGA